This is a messenger RNA of Stylophora pistillata, 3685 nucleotides long. RefSeq names its product intraflagellar transport protein 122 homolog. NCBI's taxonomy places the organism in Eukaryota, Metazoa, Cnidaria, Anthozoa, Scleractinia, Pocilloporidae. Gene Ontology annotation, biological process: intraciliary retrograde transport; non-motile cilium assembly; protein localization to cilium. The record is from RefSeq and is a predicted model, not a curated record. Gene Ontology annotation, cellular component: intraciliary transport particle A; non-motile cilium. Gene Ontology annotation, molecular function: protein binding.
AUGCAGGAACACAAUCACUUGCCUCUAGGGGCAAAAACUAACAGAGUGUUUAUAAAUCAUGAUUCCUUUGACCAGGGUGGUGAAGAAAAAGUGAAGAUUGAGAGGCCAGGGGGAUCUCCUGUCUGGACACUGAGCUGGAAUCCAUCCAAAGAAGAACCUUAUGACAUUCUAGCGGUUGGUGAUUGGUCUCAGAAGCUUUCUUUUUAUCAGCUCAGUGGAAAACAGGUUGGAAAGGAUCGUCAUCUUGGGUAUGACCCUUGCUGUUUGAGCUUUUUCUCUAAGGGUGAAUACCUUGUUAUUGGAGGAUCUGACAAAAAAUGCACUCUUCACACAAAAGAAGGGGUGGCUCUCACAUCAGUGGGAGAGCAUCAGAGUUGGGUUUGGUGUUGCAGAGUCAGGCCUGAUUCCAACUAUGUGGCACUGGGAUGUCAAGAUGGUACAAUAGCGUAUUAUCAACUGAUCUUCAGCACUGUCCAUGGCUUGUACAAGGACAGAUAUGCCUUUAGAGACAACAUGACUGAUGUUAUUAUUCAGCAUUUGAUAACAGAGCAGAAAGUUCGUAUCAAGUGUCGAGACUUAGUCAAGAAGAUUGCUAUCUACCGACACAGACUUGCUGUUCAACUGCCUGACAAAAUAGUGAUCUAUGAGUUGAACACUGAUGAAAUUUCUGAUAUGCACUAUAAAGUCAAGGAAAAGAUUGAGCGCAAAUUUGAAUGCAACCUGCUAGUUGCCUGCUCCAAUCACAUCAUUCUUUGCCAGGAGAGAAGACUCCAGUGCUUAGCAUUUACUGGAAUCAAAGAGAGGGAAUGGGUGAUGGAUUCACUAAUACGUUACAUCAAAGUGAUUGGUGGUCCAUCAGGACGAGAAGGUCUCCUAGUUGGCUUAAAAAAUGGCCAGAUAAUGAAAAUAUUUAUUAACAAUCCUUUCCCGCUGUUGUUGUUGAAACAAGAGACAAGUGUUCGUUGUCUGGACUUAAGUUCAAGUCGUACCAAGUUAGCCGUGGUGGAUGAAAACAGUACCUGUCUUGUGUAUAGCCUCAAAAACAACGAGCUUCUCUACCAGGAGCCAAAUGCUAACAGUGUUUCUUGGAAUACCCACAAUGAGGACAUGCUGUGUUUUUCUGGUGGUGGCAUGCUGAACAUCAAGGCCAGCAACUUUCCUGUACAUCAACAAAAACUACAGGGUUUUGUAGUUGGUUUUACUGGAUCCAAGAUCUUCUGUCUUCAUGUGUACACCAUGUCUGCUGUUGAAGUGCCACAUUCAGCUCCAAUGUAUCAGUACUUGGAAAAGAAACUGUACAGAGAUGCAUACAAAGUUGCCUGCCUUGGUGUGACCGAGGGGGACUGGAGAGCACUAGCCAUGGAAGCCAUGGAGGGCCUGGAUUUUGAUACAGCUAAAAAGGCCUUUAUCAGAGUACGGGACUUGAGAUACUUAGAAUUAAUCCACAACAUUGAGGAACGUAAAAAGAAGGGAGAGACAGAUGAGCAGGCUUUCCUUGCAGAUGUUUAUGCCUAUCAGGGGAAAUUUCACGAUGCUGGAAAGCUAUACAAGAAGACUGGACAUGAAGAGAAGGCGAUGGAGAUGUUCACCGAUCUCAGGCAGUUUGAAUAUGCAAAGGACUUCAUUGGCGGCAGUGAUCCUAAGAAUGUGAAACAGCUAAUCAGGAAACAAGCUGAGUGGUGUGAAACAACAAAUGACCCCAAAGCUGCUGUGGACAUGUUUAUUGCUGCUGGCGAAAACCUCAAAGCCAUUGAAAUCAUUGGACAACAUGGAUGGGUCGAGAAGUUGCUUGAACUUGGAAGAAACAUGAACAAAGCAGACACCGAGGGACUUAAACAAUGUGCUUAUUACUUCAAACAAAUGGAUCAGCAUGGCUAUGCGACAGAGAUGUACAUGAAGAUUGGUGACAUCAAAGCGCUGUUGGAACUUCACGUGGAGACAAAACAUUGGGAUGAGGCGUUUGAACUUGCUGAAAAACAUCCAGAAUUUAAGGAUGAUGUAUUCGUUCCUUAUGCAAACUGGUUGGCAGAAAAUGACCGAUUUGACGAAGCUCAGGAAGCUUUCCACAAAGCCGGGCGGAGGGAUCAAGCGGUCAAAGUACUGGAACAGUUGUGUCACAAUGCUGUCGUCGAACACAGGUAUCACGAUGCUGGAUACUACUUCUGGAAGCUGUCAGUGCAAUGUUUGGACCUGGUCAGCGGUGAAGAAAAUGCCCAGGGUGAACCUGAUGAUGAAAUGUUGGACAAAUUCCACGAAUACCAGGGAAAGGCAGAGAUCUAUCACCUGUAUCACUCCAUUCAAAGAUACACUGAUGAGCCAUUCACCUCCCAUCUUCCCGAGACGCUUUUCAACAUCGCUCGUUAUUUGCUACAUAUGCUGGUAAAAGAAAUCCCACCCGGAGUGUCAAGAGUUUCGACGUUGUUUGCGCUCGCCAAACAAAGCAAGAAUUUAGGAGCUUACAAAAUGGCACGUACGGCUUACGACAAACUACAGUCAUUGAAGAUUCCUCUACGUUUUCAAGAAUCUAUCGACCUGGGAAGUGUUACCAUUCGCUCAAAACCUUUCCACGACAACGAGGAACUUCUUCCGCUGUGUUACCGCUGUUCAACUACGAAUCCCCUCUUGAACAACAAAGGAAAUCAGUGUAUCAACUGUGGACAGCCAUUUGUUUAUUCAUUUUCAUCUUUCGAGGUACUUCCGCUGGUCGAAUUUGUGUUGGAAGACGGCAUCAGUGAUGGGGAUGCUUUGAAACUGAUCGAGGUGGAACCACCCAAGACCCGAGAAAAGAAGCGCUCAAACUGGGAGGAGAGAGAUAUGGGAAACUUUCAGUCCCUGCAGUUCACAGAUGAACCCCCCGAAGAGGAAGAAGACGAUCCGUUUACAGCGAAGCUGAUGAGUUUUGAGCAAGGUGGAUCUGAGUUCGUCCCAGUCCGCGUUGGUCGUUCGACGUUACAGGCCAUGAACAGCCGCGAGGUACUAGUAAAGAAGUGGCCCAGUCCCCUAAAAUAUCAAUAUUACCGAUCACUUCUCCCCGAUGUCUCCAUUACACUUUGUUCGUCGUGUAACCGGUUAUUCCACACAGACGACUACGAGCUUCUGGUUUUACAGAAAAACUGCUGUCCGUUCUGCCGCAAACCCGCUGAUCAUCUGUAGUACUGAUAUGGAUUUUCUGCGCUAGACUUCUGCUCACAGCAGUAGCUUAGCACGCGGCAUGGUGUCAUUUUACCACACUCUCGUUCGAAACAACGUUGGAAAUUCAUGACAGUGUUAGACUGAAUGAUAAUAUGCGAAGAAUUACUUUGUGCGUUUUGAGUUUGAGAAUUUUUGUCGAAAAUGGAUUUCCAAUACAAUGAUCCACUUUUUUCGCCAAACAGGAGAAUUUUUACUUCAGUCACUCGAAGACCUUAGGCCUUCAAAAAUAGGUUACUCAAACUUUCGCUAAUGAUCUAGAUUGCUGACGAUAAAGCCAGUUCAUCUUGAACUGAUAAAAUUUCUCCAUACACUGUGUCAACCCCAAGAGUUUUUCUUCACUCUCUGCUGUAUACAAUAAUUUAUUCAGUUUGUAUAUAGCUUUGCUUAUUAUUUUAUACUAAUGUAAAUAUCUUAAUAUUUCUAAGAGACCUGAACUGAAAGUAAUUUGAGUAUGGCACGGAAAGCUCAUUAAAAGCUGCCUGCAGAAGAACAA